This is a messenger RNA of Chroicocephalus ridibundus (black-headed gull), 852 nucleotides long. RefSeq names its product paired like homeobox 2A (gene PHOX2A). The transcript has 3 exons. Gene Ontology annotation, molecular function: RNA polymerase II transcription regulatory region sequence-specific DNA binding; DNA-binding transcription factor activity, RNA polymerase II-specific. Gene Ontology annotation, biological process: regulation of transcription by RNA polymerase II. Bases 1 to 852 code for a protein of 283 amino acids. The record is from RefSeq and is a predicted model, not a curated record. Lineage: Eukaryota; Metazoa; Chordata; Aves; Charadriiformes; Laridae.
AUGUUCGCCAUGGACUACUCCUACCUCAACUCCUACGACUCCUGCGUGGCCGCCAUGGAGGCGUCCGCCUACGAGUUCAGCCCCUGCAGCCAGGCCGGCUCCUUCCAGUACAGCCCCAUGCGGGGGGGGUUCGGCACCGGGCCCGCCUGCCCCCCCCUCGCCUCCGCCAACUGCGCCCUGGGCGCGCUGCGCGACCACCAGCCCUCGCCCUACUCGGCAGUCCCCUACAAAUUCUUCUCGGACCCGUCGGGGAUCAACGAGAAGCGGAAGCAGCGGCGGAUCCGGACGACGUUCACCAGCUCCCAGCUGAAGGAGCUGGAGCGGGUCUUCGCCGAGACCCACUACCCCGACAUCUACACCCGGGAGGAGCUGGCCCUCAAGAUCGACCUCACCGAGGCCCGGGUGCAGGUCUGGUUCCAGAACCGCCGAGCCAAAUUCCGCAAGCAAGAGCGGGCGGCCAACGCCAAGGGGGCCGGUGGCAACCCGGGGGGGGCCAACGGCAAGAAGUCGGAGCCCCCGCGUUCUUCUUCGGAAGACGACGAAUCCAAGGAAUCCAACUGCAGCCCCACGCCCGACAGCACGGCCUCCCUGCCCGCCGCCGGCAACCUGGGCAGCCCCGGCGCUAGCCUGAGUCCCAGUCCCGGGGCGGGGGCACCCAUGGGACCCGGCCAUCCCCCCCCCCAAGGCCUCAAGGCACCCAUCUGGGCCGGCGUGAGCACCAGCAGCGGAGCCGCCAACGCCGCCGACCUGCUGAAGGCCUGGCAGCCCGCCGAAGCCGUGCCGGGACCUUUCUCCGGCGUCCUCUCCUCCUUCCAUCGGAAACCCAACGCGCUCAAGACAAACCUCUUCUGA